Betta splendens (Siamese fighting fish) is the source of this 1917-nucleotide messenger RNA. RefSeq names its product heparan sulfate (glucosamine) 3-O-sulfotransferase 3-like (gene hs3st3l). The record is from RefSeq and is a predicted model, not a curated record. Gene Ontology annotation, molecular function: [heparan sulfate]-glucosamine 3-sulfotransferase activity. The transcript is spliced from 3 exons. Bases 329 to 1417 code for a protein of 362 amino acids. Lineage: Eukaryota; Metazoa; Chordata; Actinopteri; Anabantiformes; Osphronemidae.
GAGUGUAGAGCACACGUUUACCGAGCACUGAGCUGUGUUCUUCUCCACGGGAUGGACGAGUAAGUGAUCCCACCCUCAGAAAGUCACGAAGAAGGAAAAAAACUAGUUCAGUGGGGAUGAAUGGUGGACCGGUGAGUGUGGGGGGCCGGAUGCGCCACGAGCGCGCAGCGUGAAGGCGGAGGAGAGCGCUAAGAGAAAGGGCGAGCGAGAGGGAGAGAGAGAGACUGUCCAAAGGUUAACGGCGUGGAAGCGGCGCUCCGGUCCUCUGGCGGGAUGUGAGAUGAACUCGCGGCAGAAUGGCCCCGUAUCCCCCAUGGCUCUGUGAGGAAUGGCAGCUUUUCACCGCCUCCAUCAUCCACACGCGGACCUGCGGCGGCUUUUCCACCGACUCACCGUCGCGUCCUCUCUGAGCAUCCUCUGCUUCUCCCUCGCGUACCUCCUCACCGGAUGCUGCGAGUCGCAGCUGGCCGACGGCUCCGAGGCGAAGACGCCCGCGCGCGACUCGGCGGCGUUCGGGUCGGCAUGGCCGUACGACCGGAACGCCACCGGCGGCGCCCCGGAGGGCACGAGCGGCGCCGGGGAGGGCGCGUUGGGCGCGCGCGCCGGCCCGGAGGCGAACGGCUCGGGGAAAGAAUGGACGGCCACCCGGAGGCUGCCCCAGGCUCUGAUCAUAGGCGUGAAAAAGGGGGGAACCAGGGCUCUGCUGGAGUUUCUGCGCCUCCACCCGGACAUCCGCGCGCUCGGGUCGGAGCCGCACUUCUUCGACCGGCAUUACGCACGGGGAUUGGAUUGGUACAGAAGUAUGAUGCCCAAGGCCCUGGACGGCCAGAUCGUGAUGGAGAAGACGCCGCGCUACUUCGUUACCGUGGAAACGCCCCAGCGGGUCCACGCCAUGUCGCGGGACGUGAAGCUGAUCGUGGUCGUCCGCGACCCCGUGACCCGAGCCAUAUCUGACUACACGCAGAUCAUCUCCAAGACGCCCGACAUCCCCGCGUUCGAGAGCCUCGCCUUCAAGAACCGCACCACGGGUCAGAUCGACUCCCUGUGGAGCCCGCUGUGGAUCGGCCUGUACGCCCAGCACCUGGAGCGCUGGCUGGCCUGGUUCCCCAGGAGCCAGAUCCAUCUGGUCAGCGGCGAGAGGCUCAUCUCCGACCCGGCUGGAGAACUGGGCCGGGUCCAGGACUUCCUGGGCCUCCAGAGGAUCAUCACGGACAAGCACUUCUACUUCAACAAGACGAAGGGCUUCCCGUGCCUGAAGAAGCCGGAGGGCAGCAGCAAGCCCCACUGCCUGGGCAAGACCAAGGGGAGGACGCACGCCUCCAUCGACCCCGCGGUGAUGCGGCGGCUGAGGGACUUCUACAGGCCGCACAACCAGCGCUUCUACCGCAUGACGGGUCAGGACUUCGGGUGGCAGUGAUCCUGUCUGUACGACGGGAGCCAGCGUGCUUCCUCUUCCUCCUCGGUCCCGCUGGUUAAGAAUUCAACGGCAAUCAGUGCAUACAUAUUGAGUAACAUCCUCUACGCGUUGUUCUCGAAAAAGAGCGGGAUGAAUCUUUUAUGCGGCAAGCAGCGCAGGGGCGGCCGGGAGAGUCUUUACACGAGCUCAGGUUUGACUGAGUGGUUUUGUAUCCUUGAAUAAUGAAUGUGGAUAAAUGGAUGGAGGGGAAGGGGGGGGCGUGGAUCGCUCGCCGCUCGGCCUCUCGGCCCGCUCGGCUUGAGUUAGCGCCGCGCCUGCGGAACCGCACCGGGGUUCUGUGAGCAAAGUGAAGGAACCACUGGAGGACGACCAAGCGAGCGGAAGCGGGCCGACCCGUCAGGAAGCUGUGAAAGGCCUGUUUACAGGGUUGGCAUUUUUCAGUUUGCAUGUAUUUGCACUAAUUUAACUGCAUUCGACAUAAAAAACUAUUUUUUAAGCAA